AUGGCUUCGCCCAAGGUCGAGCCCUCAAGCCCACACGUGGACAGCAGAGAAUAUGCCGCGUCUCUCGAUGCCCAAGAUCCUCUUCGCCACUUGAGGAGCGAAUUCCUCAUUCCUUCAAAGGCGCAAUUGAAAGCCGAAGCUCUACCUGACCCAGUGUCUCGUGACUCUGAAUCACAUGACCCAAGCAUCUAUCUCUGCGGGAACUCUCUUGGCUUGCAACCACGUCGGACAUCUACACGCAUCCAACAGUAUCUUACAACGUGGUCGACUCAGGGCGUUUUUGGACAUUUCAAACCUAUUGCCAACUCCCCAUUACCACCAUGGCUCGACGUCGACUCCAGUGCCGCGGACAGUAUUGCCCCUAUUGUCGGUGCUCAGGUGUCCGAGGUAGCUGUGAUGGAAACCUUGACAGCCAAUUUACACUUACUCAUGUCUGCUUUCUACAGACCAGACAUUAACGGUCGUCAUAAAAUCAUUCUCGAAAGCAGAGCCUUCCCGUCAGAUCACUACGCAGUAGAAUCCCAGAUACGGCACCAUAAUCUCUCCAUUAGCGAUUCAAUUGUAGAAAUAGAGCCGCCUAAUCCCAAGCAACCAAUCCUAACCACCUCCCACAUCCUCUCCAUCAUUGAUCUCCAUGCCUCCACCGCAGCGCUCCUCCUCCUCCCCGGGAUCCAGUUCUACACCGGCCAGUUCCUAGACAUGCAGACUAUCAACGCCGCCGCCCGCAAAGCCGGCAUCUUCGUGAUCUGGGACCUCGCCCACGCCGUCGGGAACGUCCCGCUACAGCUCCACGACUGGGACAUUGACGCCGCCGCCUGGUGCAGCUACAAGUACCUGAACGCCGGGCCAGGAGCCAUCGCCGGGCUCUUCAUCAACUCGCGCCACAGCACCGUCCCCUCGCCCGCCGACGGCGGCUUCCUCAACCGCCUGAGCGGCUGGUGGGGCAACGACCGCAGCUCGCGCUUCGCCAUGGAGAACCGCUUCGUGCCCGUCCCCGGCGCCGCGGGCUUCCAGCUCUCGAACCCCUCCGUGCUCGACAUCACCAGUCUGAAUGCCUCCCUGGAAGUCUUCCGCAUGGCCGGGGGCAUGGGCCCACUGCGCGAGAAAUCCGUCCAGCUCACGGCGUAUCUCGAGAUCCUGCUGGUGCGCUCCCCCUUCUACGAGGAGCUGUUCGAGAUCAUCACUCCGAGCGACAAGGAGCAGCGAGGUUGCCAGUUGAGUCUCAAGCUGCAACCUGGAUUGCUGGAUGUCGUGCUGAGGGAGUUGGAGGAGAGGGGCGUUGUCGUUGAUGAGAGGAAGCCGGAUGUUAUACGCGUGGCUCCAGCACCGCUAUAUAAUACUUUCUUAGACGUCUAUGAGUUCACCAGCGCGUUUUCUCAGGCCUUGGAGAUUGCUCGGAAGGCUAAGAAUGGCGGAGAAUAG
Messenger RNA from Amorphotheca resinae ATCC 22711, 1422 nucleotides. RefSeq lists its product as hypothetical. Gene Ontology annotation, biological process: NAD+ biosynthetic process. Gene Ontology annotation, cellular component: cytoplasm. Gene Ontology annotation, molecular function: kynureninase activity; pyridoxal phosphate binding. The transcript is spliced from 3 exons. Bases 1 to 1422 code for a protein of 473 amino acids. Lineage: Eukaryota; Fungi; Ascomycota; Leotiomycetes; Helotiales; Amorphothecaceae. The record is from RefSeq and is a predicted model, not a curated record.